Messenger RNA from Polistes dominula (European paper wasp), 1379 nucleotides. It is a transcript of the gene Hmgcl, whose product is annotated as hydroxymethylglutaryl-CoA lyase. Lineage: Eukaryota; Metazoa; Arthropoda; Insecta; Hymenoptera; Vespidae. The record is from RefSeq and is a predicted model, not a curated record. Gene Ontology annotation, biological process: ketone body biosynthetic process; L-leucine catabolic process. Gene Ontology annotation, molecular function: hydroxymethylglutaryl-CoA lyase activity.
UAUUUAUUUUAUCUAGAGAUGCGAAUUAUCUUUACAAUAACAAUUAUAUUUAAAAGAAAAACAAAAGUACAGAAACGUAUAAUAUCAGUCUACUUAUCUACAUUAUAACUUUGACCCAAUCUAACCUUAUUUUUAGGUUAUGCGGGAGAAUCUUAUAAGAUAAUAAGAUUCACAAUUUAAUGUAAUAUCAUUACAUUCUUUUGAAAGAUUUGAUGUAUACAAACGUUUAUUAAUAAUAUAUUUAAAACGUGUUAUUCUUUUAAAUAUAUUUUUUCUAUUAACACAAAGUAUUCUUUAUAUAUAAAAUGAUCAAGUUAAGUUUACGAUUAUCAAAAUUGAAGAUUCAUAUUAAAGAUAAUAUUAAGAUUAAUAAUGUUAGAAAGUAUUCAGAUUUUGUUAAAAUUGUUGAAGUAGGCCCAAGAGAUGGAUUACAAAAUGAAUCAAAGAUUGUAUCAACUAAUACAAAAAUUCAAUUAAUAAAUAAAUUAUCUGAAACAGGUUUGCGUACAAUUGAAACGACAAGUUUUGUAUCACCAAAGUGGAUACCACAAAUGGCAGAUAAUGUUGAAUUAUAUAAACAAAUAAAAAAGAAUCCUGAUGUAUCGUAUCCAGUACUAGUGCCAAAUUUGAAAGGAUUAGACAAUGCAUUGAAAGUAGGUGUUAAGGAAAUAGCAAUUUUUGGAGCAGCGUCAGAAACAUUUACAAAGAAAAACAUUAAUUGUACUAUAGCAGAAAGUGUAACAAAUUUUACAGCAGUGAUCAAACAAGCUAAAGAACAUAAUGUAAAAGUUCGAGGUUAUGUUUCUUGUAUAGUUGGUUGUCCAUAUGAAGGAUACAUUGAACCCAAAGUUGUAGUUAACUUAUCUUCAUUAAUGUUAGAUCUUGGAUGUUAUGAAAUAUCUUUAGGAGAUACAAUUGGUGUAGGAACACCCAAAUAUAUUAAAAAACUUUUGAAAGAGUUACAGAUGAUAUCGUCCAAUGAUGAUAUGUCUAAAUUUGCUUUACAUUGUCACGAUACUUAUGGUCAAGCAAUAGCAAAUAUAUAUGUUGGUCUUGAAAAUGGUAUUAGAGUAUUUGAUUCUUCCAUUGCUGGGCUUGGAGGAUGUCCGUAUGCUGCUGGUGCUUCAGGAAACGUUGCGACUGAGGAUUUGUUGUAUCUUUUACACCAACAAGGCUUAGAAACUGGAGUAAAUGUAAAUAAAAUAGUAGAAAUAGGUAAUUAUAUUUGUAAUGAAUUAGAUAGAAAGAAUCAAUCUAAAGCUGGACUUGCUAUACUUGCCAAAAAAAGUCAUCAAUUUUAAAUAUAUAUAUAUAYACAAACUGUGUUUGUUUGUAUUAUUUAAAUCAUAUUUAUAAGUGCAUUUAAUAAUACCAAUUGU